CGGAAUAAUUGUAAGGGUCUUCCCAAAAAGCACGAGACCCUUUUUGGAAAAUAACAAGGAAAUUCAUAAUCCCCUCCUCUUAUCUCACAUUUAUUCAUCUUCUCCCUUAUUCACAAACCAUUCUAUUUUGUUCCUUAUCCCUUAGGGCAUCAUCCAUUUCAAGCACAUUCACAUUGAGACAUUGGCCAGAGGAUUUCAACCCUCAAUUACAUUGCAUUACUCCAGAACUACAGAACAAACUACUUUGAACAGGACAAAAAAUAUUCUUUGGAGAUCCCCCUUUUCCUUUUCGCCCACCUUUAAUAUUUGGGGAUAUUAACAUAAUCGAAAGUUUUGGUAAAGCUGCGGCAUCAACUCUCUACCAUUUGCAGAAAUUCAUCUGUCAUUUGUCUGACGUUAUCGCUGGGGUCAAUCGUGUAGGAGGAGUAUUAUCAAGUCUUCAAAAGCUUCAGAGCUCUAUCAUCUAUAAUAAGCCCUGAUUCACUAGGUCAGUCCACCCAUCCUGUCAUUUGCAGAUUUAUUAAUAGCCUUGAAACAGAAAGUCUACGUCGAUUCUGCAUCCUUUCGCUUGCGGCCCGUUCCUUUCGUAAAAUAAAACACAAUGGCCACAACAUCAACUCCAAAUGCUUCCAUUGGCAAGAUUCGUUUCAUCCCCCUCUCUUACAACUCCGCCGAGUCGCAAACAUCAGCCCUACGUCUAAUUCUGACACUGCGCCCCGAUUGGGGACGAACCGAUGGAAAGAUAGAGUUUAUACGAUUUACGGAUGGCAUAACAAACACCCUGUUGAAGGUCAUCAACAAGAAACCUGGGCUUUCCGCGGAAGAGAUUGAUAAUGAGGCAGUUCUGCUGCGGGCUUAUGGUCAAGGAACCGAUUUGAUCAUUGACCGAGAGCGCGAGACACAAAAUCACGAAUUACUUACGCAAUUCAAUUUAGCACCAGCGUUGCUUGCCCGAUUUAAGAAUGGAAUGCUUUACCGAUUCAUUAGGGGAGCAGUCACCAGUCCUGCAGACCUCAGAGAGAAAAGGAUUUGGCGUGGAGUAGCUAGACGAUUGGCAGAGUGGCAUGCGGUUGUUCCUUGUCUUUCAGCAGAUCGUGAGGUUCAACCCACAGAAAUAAAUGGUAGUGAGCAAUUUGCUUUUCCAGCUACAUCAAGCAAAAUGGAUCCUGCUCUGCAAACUGCUAUUGACAACAUCGCUCCUGGCAAGCCAGCCCCUAAUGUUUGGACGGUAAUGCAAAAAUGGAUAUAUGCACUUCCAGUGGGAUCAGAGGUAGAAAAGACUCGACAGGCAACUUUGCAAAAGGAAUUAACUCGUCUCGUUGCUGAGCUCAGCAAUCGACCGGGUCUUGGUGAAAAUAGUGUGAGUGACCUUGGUGAAACCCGAUGCGACCUCAGUUGUCUCUGCAGGCAAUGUAGUGCUACCAUAACGAUGCAUCUCCUGCUGUAGCCUCCCUGCCGCCAAGAAUCGUGCUAACAUUCUCCAGCUUGUAUUUGCCCACUGCGACCUUCUAAGUGGUAAUGUUAUUGUGCAACCUCAAUCUACUGGCAUUACUACCCCGCCUGCCGUAGAGACAGUCAGUUUCAUCGAUUACGAAUAUGCAACACCUUCACCAGCAGCAUUUGAUAUUGCCAAUCAUUUCGCGGAGUGGGGAGGAUUUGAUUGCGAAUAUCAAUAUUUGCCCUCACGCGCAGAGAGACUUGAUUUUGUUCGCGAAUAUAUACGAAGUUACUUUGCUCAUUUGAAGCAAACUUAUGAUGAAGAAGCAGAAGUUGAGAAAAUGUUUACCGAAGUGGAUAUAUUUCGGGCGGUUCCCGGGUUCUACUGGGGAAUUUGGGCCUUGAUUCAGGCGACGAUAUCUCAAAUCGAUUUUGAUUAUGCUGCUUACGCAGAGAUGAGACUGGGAGAAUAUUGGGCUUGGAGGGAGGAGAAUGAUGGAAGUCGAGCGGCUUCUGGCAAGGAAAUGCCCUUGAGAGAGAGAAGAUGGGCACAGGAUUCAUAAAUAACAAAUUCUUUCUAAUACAAAGAAAAGGUUUGGGAUUGUUUAGAGCGAUUUGCAUAUUCACGAGGCUUCAACGCCUAAAAGCGUAGCCCAGUAGUAGAAGACUAGUCUUCAACGACAAUAAUUCGAUAUACCUAAUGAAAUUUAAAAGUAUAUAGCUCGAUUUUAAUAAUAGAACAGAAGUAUGAGUAAUUGGUAUG
Molecule: messenger RNA, 2200 nt
Organism: Sclerotinia trifoliorum
Lineage: Eukaryota; Fungi; Ascomycota; Leotiomycetes; Helotiales; Sclerotiniaceae
Source: the annotation of a GenBank genome assembly